AUGGCAUCGCAGGCUCCUCAGGAUGCGGGCUGCCCCUGGUGCGGCGAGGUGAUGGUCGCGGCCAGGUGGCCGAGGCACAUCAAAGACAACCACCUGCACCUUGGUGUGCUACGCUGCCAUGUCCCCAACUGCGGCUGGAGCACGCACUUCGCGCGCACCGACGCGCUGUUCGACCACUGGAGCAAUGUGCACGACUACUACCGGCCCGGAGACCCCAAGGCGCGCAGCACCGACGAAUCCCACCUGUCACGAAAGGUGCGGGAGGUCCUGGAGCAGAUCCUGACCGACGACUGCAGCGAGCUCGAGGCGCGGAAGACUCGUGUCCGGUUCCUAGAGGCGGAGAUCACCACAUACCAGCCGGGGUAUGUCCCGAGCCAUGGACUGACGACGACGCCGGGAGAGCCGCUGCACGUCCUGCUCAACAAGACCAAAAGCCAGUUGGUCGACGAGGUGAUCAGAGCUCGGACCCAGCUCAGUCAGGACUGGGACGGUACCCUGGCAGCCUUGACCCUCUGUGUCAUCAGCAACAAAGCUCAGGCCCAACAACAAGCUGACAACCAGGGUUGA
Messenger RNA from Thyridium curvatum, 567 nucleotides. RefSeq lists its product as uncharacterized. The record is from RefSeq and is a predicted model, not a curated record. The transcript has 2 exons. Lineage: Eukaryota; Fungi; Ascomycota; Sordariomycetes; Thyridiales; Thyridiaceae. The coding region runs from base 1 to 567 and encodes 188 amino acids.